GUUGAACUUUAUAAUAAUUUCUAAUCCUAAUAUGAACAACUUGCGUUUGAACAAAGAGUCAAGCUACAACAGAAGCUUUGAAAGGGAAAAUGGAUACAACCCUUUGUACUUUGGACAUAAUAAUUCUAUUACUGAUUUUUCUAAUAACCCAAUGAGAAAGGAUCAACCUGGUAGACAGAUAAAUCUUUUCGUUGAACUGGCUGACGAAGCUAAUAAUAAUGGAAAGCCUGAUGAGCCCUUGAACAUCGGGUUUUUACAAAAGAACGGAAGCUCUGUUAGGCCAUCUUUCUUCAAAGAUAGGUCAUGUAAUAGUACGUUCUCUUUGAAUGUGAAUACUGGCAAUGAUAUCUGAUUUCACAAUCCUAUUCCUAUCAAGCCAAAGUUUGAUGAGGGAAUGCCGAGGAUGCAAUUCCUCAGAAGAGACUCAUCAAUUAAGGAAUCUCCAAGGUUUGAAAACAGCUUUGUUCCAAGUUAUUUUCCGCCUAAAAUUGAACCAAAAGAGGAAGAAAAUACAGUGCAACAAGAUUCAGGUGAUCUCUGGGUCAAAAACCAGGAGGAUAUGUACGAUAAGAAAGAAUUCAACUGGAACAAUGAGGUUGAAGGCCUUCUUGAUUCUGAAGAUGAGCUCCAGCUUCCUGAAAAUCAGAAACCUAAGAAAACUAGAGCUGCUAAGCCAGCUCAAACUCCAAAUGUGAAUAUCAGGAGACACAGGAAAAAGUCUAAGAAACAAUUGGAGGUUCUCAACUCAUACUUCAAUAUGGACGAGGAAUGGACACUUGAUUUGGUAGAGAAGCUUUCAACUGAUCUCAAUCUGGAAAAAGACCAGGUUUAUAAAUGGAACUGGGAUAAGAGGAAGAGGCUCAGAAAAAAGCAGGAAAAACAGCAAAAGGCAUCAGCCCUCAGAAAUAAAUAAAGAUCAACUCUUGUUACAAGAUUAGAAGAAGGACGAGCACUGGGGGAAAUUUGAAAGCGCUUCUUUCUAUCUAUAUUUAAUAUAAUUCUAAGAAAGUAU
Molecule: messenger RNA, 1012 nt
Organism: Moneuplotes crassus
Lineage: Eukaryota; Ciliophora; Spirotrichea; Euplotida; Euplotidae
Source: the annotation of a GenBank genome assembly